GAAGGGGAAGGGGGGGCCCGUCCCGUCCCGCCCCGGCGGCCGCCAGACGUGCCGGCAGUCACAGGGUAGCGCACGUCGCUCCCGUCCACCCACUCGCCCGCAUUUAACCCGGCCCGCCGCCGCCCGCCGCUCCUCAGCCCGCCCGGCGCGGACGCGGAAUGAGCAGCCCACCUUGAGCCAGCCCAGCCGGGAACUAAAAACCCAGCCCCGCCGACCGCCGCCGAGCACCCGACCGGCACCGGGCUCCCCGUUUCGGCUUCUUUCAGCGUUCUGCAGACCUCCUCCCCCCCUCCCCCCUCCCGCCCCCCUUCAGCCCCACCGCCAUGGAGCGGAUCCCCAGCGCGCAGCCCCCGCCCGGCUGCCUGGGCAAGCUGCCGGCCCUGGAGAGCGGCGAUGUGCCGGGGCUGGACUUCGCGCACAUGUACCAAGUGUACAAGCCCAGGAGGGGCUUAAAGAGGAGCGACGAUAAUAAGGAGACCUACAAGUUGCCCCACAGGCUGAUAGAGAAGAAGAGGCGAGACCGGAUCAACGAGUGCAUCGCCCAGCUGAAGGACCUGCUGCCCGAGCACCUCAAGCUGACGACUUUAGGUCACCUGGAGAAAGCCGUGGUCCUGGAGCUCACCUUGAAGCACGUGAAGGCCCUGACCAACCUGAUCGAGCAGCAGCAGCAGAAGAUCCUGGCGCUGCAGAGCGGGCUGCAGGCAGGUGACCUGUCGUCCAGAAGCCUCGACUCCAGCCAGGAAAUGUUUCGAUCCGGCUUCCAGAUGUGCGCCAAGGAGAUGCUGCAGUACCUGGCGAAGCACGAGAACGGCAAGGACCUGAAGCCCUCGCAGCUGGUCAGCCACCUGCACCGCAUGGCCUCCGAGGUGCUGCAGGGCGGGGCGGCCCGCAAGGCCGGGGACCUGCCCCCCAAAAUGGGGGACCUGAAGGAGAAGGCUGUCUCCCUGGGCAAGGCGGCGGAGGGCCACGGGAAGAACUGCGUGCCCGUGAUCCAGAGGACGUUCGCUCACUCCAGCGGGGAGCAGAGCGGCAGCGACACGGACACGGACAGCGGCUACGGCGGCGAGCUGGAGAAGGGCGACGCCAAGGCCGAGCAGCCCUACUUCAGAAAGGACUCGGAGCUCAAGUACGCCGUGCAGGAGAGGAUCGGCUCCAUAAAGCAAGAGACUGAGGAUCCGCCAGCCAAGCGCAGCAGGCUGGAGUCUCCGGAGGACGAGGGCCCUUUCGGCAGCGACAUGAUGGCUUCUGCCGGCGGCUUCCUGGGCCCCCACGCUCACCAGCCCCCCCUCUGCCUGCCUUUCUACCUGAUCCCGCCGUCCGCCACAGCCUACCUGCCCAUGCUGGAGAAGUGCUGGUACCCAGCCUCCGUCCCCGUCUUGUACCCCAGCCUCCCGGCCUCCGCCGCGGCGCUCUCGGGCUUCAUGAGCCCCGAGAAGAUCUCCCCACCUCUGCUGAUGCCCCAGAGACUCCCUUCUCCCGUCCCUGCCCACUCCCCUAUCGACUCCUCAGCUCUUCUUCAGGCCCUGAAGCAGAUCCCUCCCUUGAACUUGGAAACCAAAGACUGAGCUCAGUGUGGUGAUUUCUCAUCUGGCUUUUUUUCCCUGGUUCUUUGUUUUUGGUUUUUUUUUUGGGAGGGCGUUGCUGAUUUUUGGUUUGUUUUGGGGUUUGGCUUUGGUUCUCUUUUGUUGUUUGUUUCUUUCACUUUCCAAAUUGGCUGGACAGAGGUGUGGGGAUAAGGUUCGCUGCACAUAGGAAGCUAAGUCCCCUUUUUCUCCCCGACUUGUCAGGCAGCCUGGAGGAGGAUGAAGGAUGCAGCCAGGUCAAACGAUUCAGAACUGGCUCCAAAAGGAUUAAAAAAGCCCCACCAACAAAAGAAGGGGUUUGUGCUUUUCCCUCCUUCCCUCCCUGCAUCUGCAGCACAGCAGUUGACUCCCUCAGC
Pogoniulus pusillus (Red-fronted tinkerbird) is the source of this 1939-nucleotide messenger RNA. RefSeq names its product basic helix-loop-helix family member e40 (gene BHLHE40). NCBI's taxonomy places the organism in Eukaryota, Metazoa, Chordata, Aves, Piciformes, Lybiidae. Gene Ontology annotation, biological process: anterior/posterior pattern specification; circadian regulation of gene expression; regulation of transcription by RNA polymerase II. Gene Ontology annotation, cellular component: nucleus. Gene Ontology annotation, molecular function: protein dimerization activity; RNA polymerase II cis-regulatory region sequence-specific DNA binding; DNA-binding transcription factor activity, RNA polymerase II-specific. Bases 324 to 1565 code for a protein of 413 amino acids. The record is from RefSeq and is a predicted model, not a curated record. The transcript is spliced from 5 exons.